Morchella sextelata is the source of this 543-nucleotide messenger RNA. RefSeq lists its product as uncharacterized. NCBI's taxonomy places the organism in Eukaryota, Fungi, Ascomycota, Pezizomycetes, Pezizales, Morchellaceae. The transcript has a single exon. The coding region runs from base 1 to 543 and encodes 180 amino acids. The record is from RefSeq and is a predicted model, not a curated record.
AUGCAUCAACCAUGGUUCGCCGAAAACGAGGUCAACAUGACAUGCGAAAGCCUCUGGAGGCUCUGUCAGGCAAAGCCCGAUUUGGUUGUCCGGUUCCAUGCGUGGUUCGACGUGUUCACUAGGACACAGGGUGAGAUAGAUUACUCCUGGUGUACAACCAAUGGUCCAUUGAUCAGUAGGAUUGUUCCAAAUGGGAACCUCCAUGGCGCGUCGAUGGAAUGGUGGAAGGUCCUUACCGAUGGAACGGACCGUUUCCACACUCCCAGCCCUUCGCUAUCUAUGACGACACGCUUCAUGAACGAUAGCGAAGAGGUCGAAGACGGGAGUGAUUUUGAAGACGAUGUGGAUAUAGAAAACAACCAAGAGGACUAUCACUAUCAGGACGACAGCGACGGGUACUUUGAUCUAGAAAGUUCCGUGGAUGCUACUGGAAUUGCUAUCUCGAAUGGAGCAGCGGUUCCAAGACAUAGUGACACAGCAGUGGUGACAGCGCCUCUCUUCACCCUUUUACCAAAAAAACCGAGGCAAAUGAAGAUAUUGUAA